Molecule: messenger RNA, 378 nt
Organism: Camelina sativa (false flax)
Lineage: Eukaryota; Viridiplantae; Streptophyta; Magnoliopsida; Brassicales; Brassicaceae
Source: RefSeq, a predicted model, not a curated record
AUGUACAAACCGUUGUUCCUGCGCAUUGUUAGUAGUAUUGAGAAUGGAGUUCCGUACUUCACACAAAGACGAGAUGCAACUGGAAGGCUUGGUCUAUCAGCACUUCAAAAAUGUACGGCAGCUAUCCGUAUGUUGGCAUACGGAUGUGCAGCAGAUGCACUGGAUGAAUAUCUACGUCUGGCUAAAACAACCGCCCACAAAUGCCUUGAAAAAUUUGUAGACGGAGAGAUAAAUCUUUUUGGAGACGAGUAUCUCAGAAGACCUACAUCGGAAGACCUCCAACGAUUACUGAAUAUUGGAGAACAUCGCGGUUUCCCCGGAAUGGUAGGAAGCAUAGAUUGUAUGCAUUGGGAGUGGAAGAAUUGUCCCACGGCAUAG